Messenger RNA from Stylonychia lemnae, 360 nucleotides. The record is from the annotation of a GenBank genome assembly. Lineage: Eukaryota; Ciliophora; Spirotrichea; Sporadotrichida; Oxytrichidae.
AUGAGGAAAGAACUCUUCAAUAAAACAGCUUUAGAGAAUAACUCAUAGGAUCCUUUGUCUCAGUCUAAUUCCAGACAGCUAAAGAUUAUAAAUACUAAUAACAGAAGGAAAAAAAUCUCUAAACCUUCUAAACCUGGUGUCAAACGGAGAGGAUUACGAAAAGAUCUUAGUCUUAUUCUUGACGAAGAAGAAGGUAAUACUUAAAAUAAAAAUACUCGAUGCAAGAAUAAAGGAAGUCCUGAGAUUAAUAGUCCAUCAAUAAAUGAAGAAGAUGAAGAUGAACUAGAUAGCAGUAAUUCUGGUGAGAGGGGAGAAGAUUACUAGUUUACAGAUGAUAAUCACAUGCUAGACUAGCAGUGA